This is a messenger RNA of Trichogramma pretiosum, 1133 nucleotides long. RefSeq names its product WD repeat domain-containing protein 83. NCBI's taxonomy places the organism in Eukaryota, Metazoa, Arthropoda, Insecta, Hymenoptera, Trichogrammatidae. Gene Ontology annotation, molecular function: protein binding. The record is from RefSeq and is a predicted model, not a curated record. Gene Ontology annotation, biological process: mRNA splicing, via spliceosome. The transcript has a single exon. Gene Ontology annotation, cellular component: catalytic step 2 spliceosome. Bases 144 to 1049 code for a protein of 301 amino acids.
AGCGCAAUGUUUUGAUGCGGCUGGCGGCAUCGCACGUUUUGUCUGCUACCAUUAAAAAGUCAUACACGAUUUUAAAUUCAAAAAUAAUGUUCAUUUGUUAAAAGAGUCAUCGAUAUUAGUAAUUUCCAAAUGAAAGAGUAAAAAUGGAUUCCGAGUAUGCGUGUAAACGCCUCUAUUGCAAUCAAGGUGCCAUUAGAUCAGUUAAUUUUAGCGAAGAUGGAGCAUACUGCAUCACCAGUGGGUCCAGCAAAAAAGUCAAACUUUGGAAUCCCUACAAAUCAACUUGUUUAAAAACUUACGCUGGUCAUGCUAACGAAGUUAUGGAUGCAGUCUCAUCAUGCGAUCAGAGUCAAAUAGUAUCAUGUAGCAUGGACAAGUCAGUAAUACUGUGGGAUGUUAUUGCUGGAACACCUGUACGUAGGCUUAGAUGUCAUACAGGAAUAGUAACCACAGUAAGAUUCAAUGAACUGUCAACAAUUAUAGUAUCUGGAUCUCAAGAUAAUUCAGUUAUGUUGUGGGAUGCAAGAUCUAAAGCCAUAACACCAGUGCAGGUUUUACCUGAUGCAAAAGACUCUAUCUCAAGUGUGAGAGUUUCUGACCGAGAAAUUCUUACUGCCUCAUAUGAUGGUUUUAUUAGGAGGUAUGAUAUUAGAGAAGGAAGACUGGUUACAGAUUGUAUGGGAGAAAUUGUAACAUGCGCUAGCUUUACCAAAGACAAUCGAUGUGUAUUAGUCAGCUGUGCCGAUGGAACUAUCAAACUUAUGGACAGAGAUACUGGUGAACUAUUAAGUGAAUAUGAAGGAUUAAAAAAAAGUGAUUACUGCAUUGAAUCAAGUGUAAAUAAAGACGAUAAUAUAGUUCUGUCUGGAUCUAGCGAUGGCAGAAUAUGGAUGUGGAAUUUGAUAUUAAAAAAAGUAGUUGGACAUUUAUCCGAUGAUCAAUCACAAAAGCAUCCCAUCAUUUCUAUUGCUGUACAUCCAAGCAAAAAUUGUUUCCUUGGUGCUAAUAGCCAAGAUAUUCUUUUGUGGGAAAAAGUUGAAUCUGAAUAAAUAUCUACGAUGUGAAAAUAUUUUGUAAAUAACCAUAGCUUUUAGAUAUAAAAAUUUUAAAUAUAGAUAUUUUUUCCAUUUCUA